AUCGUCAUAAUUUCGGACACUGUUCUCCUUGUUGACCAAACCCACCCUACUCAUCAUAUUUCUUACCCUUUCUUCUCAUCAAUCAGAAAAGACUUCUCUUUUUUGUUUCCAUUUUUUCUUUUCUGUUUUCAUCAUUUUCUAAGGUAACCUUGGAACUGGUUUAAUUCAAAGAUACUUAUUCCAUUUGACAUUAUAGGCCGUGUUCGAAUAUUCCAUCCUCCAGUCAUGACUUGCUUCCCAUUCUCAUUUGGUAGGAAAGUGCCCCCUGUGGCAAGACACAAUCCAGAUAUUGAUGAAGAACUCUCUGGCAUUCAAAAUGUAAGAAUCUUUACCUACAAAGAACUAAGAGUUGCAUCUGACAAUUUCAGUCAGGCCAAUAAAAUUGGGCAGGGUGGCUUUGGUUUUGUUUAUAAGGGAUUACUAAAAGAUGGGAAUCUAGCUGCUAUAAAAGUUCUUUCAGCAGAAUCAACUCAAGGGGUGAAAGAAUUUAUGACAGAGAUUAAUGUGAUCUCAGAAAUAGAGCAUGAAAAUUUGGUUAAGCUAUAUGGAUGUUGUGUGGAAGGGAACAAUCGAAUACUAGUCUACAAUUAUCUUGAGAACAAUAGCCUUGCACAAACCCUUUUAGGUUCAGGUCACAGUAGUAACAUCUUUUUUGAUUGGAAAACACGAUCUAGGAUUUGCAUUGGGAUUGCACGUGGGCUCUCCUAUCUGCAUGAAGAAAUAAGACCACAUAUUGUUCAUAGGGAUAUAAAAGCAAGCAAUAUUCUCCUUGACAAAAAUCUUAUACCUAAGAUUUCAGAUUUUGGUCUUGCAAAGCUUAUUCCAUCAUACAUGACUCAUGUCAGCACACGUGUGGCCGGAACAAUAGGUUAUUUGGCACCAGAGUAUGCAUUAAGGGGGCACCUCACACGUAAAGCAGAUAUUUACAGCUUUGGUGUACUCCUUGUGGAGAUAGUGAGUGGAAGAUGUCACACUAAUACACGGUUACCGAUAGGAGAGCAGUUUGUUUUAGAAACGACAUGGGAGCUUUAUCAGCGAAGGGAAUUGGUAGCGCUUGUAGAUGCAUCCCUAGACGGGCAUUUUGAUGCCGAGGAGGCCUGUAAAUUUCUGAAAGUUGGACUUCUUUGCACUCAGGACACAUCGAAACUCCGGCCACCAAUGUCUUCUGUGGUCAAGAUGCUCACUGGAGAAAUGGACAUAGAUGAAAGCAAGAUAACAAAGCCAGGCCUGAUUUCAGAUUUUAUGGAUCUUAAAAUCAGAGGAGAUAAAAAAGAUGGUGAUAUUGAAACCAAGGGUUCAUCUUCUGCUUCAGAUAGCCAGGGUAACACCAUGGCAUUUACUGCAAGUACAAGUACAACCACAACCUUCACUCUUAAAUAUGAUCAAAGCUUGUAACCAUUAUUUGUCAUUGGUUGACACUGUGAAUCCAAAUUAUUUGAUUUCAUUUUUCUUAGAUCUCCCUUUCGCUUGUAAAUUUGCUACAGGUCCAUAAAUUUGUGUGUUAAUAUUUUAUUCUAUUGAAGACUAGGAAGUUUUGGCCAAUGUACACUAUCUUGUAAAUAUGGACCAUGGUUAUAAUCAAACGAUGAAUCUGAAGAUCUUUGUUCUUUAGCAAUCA
Vigna angularis (adzuki bean) is the source of this 1618-nucleotide messenger RNA. Its product is annotated as cold-responsive protein kinase 1. The record is from RefSeq and is a predicted model, not a curated record. Gene Ontology annotation, biological process: protein phosphorylation. Gene Ontology annotation, molecular function: protein kinase activity; ATP binding. The transcript is spliced from 7 exons. The coding region runs from base 226 to 1395 and encodes 389 amino acids. NCBI's taxonomy places the organism in Eukaryota, Viridiplantae, Streptophyta, Magnoliopsida, Fabales, Fabaceae.